Messenger RNA from Monodelphis domestica (gray short-tailed opossum), 5409 nucleotides. It is a transcript of the gene FANCI, whose product is annotated as FA complementation group I. Gene Ontology annotation, molecular function: DNA polymerase binding. The record is from RefSeq and is a predicted model, not a curated record. Gene Ontology annotation, biological process: DNA repair. NCBI's taxonomy places the organism in Eukaryota, Metazoa, Chordata, Mammalia, Didelphimorphia, Didelphidae.
CAUUGGUAACGGAUGUGAGAUCAGCCUGGUUUCCAGUUUAGCGGGAGAUUCGGAGUUGGGUCCGCUGCUUUUAGGCGGAAGUGCCCCGGAUGAAUCGGGAGCCAGAAACUUGAACUGGAAUUGUGCUUUUGGGUGUCCUGCCCCGUUGCAAGCCGGGUCUCACUAGCUCCAGCGGUUCGGGAACCCGUUCCUGAGAUAACUACAAUGGAUCAGAAAAUUAUCUCUUUAGCAACAGAAAAAACAUCAGAGAAAUUGCAAGAAUUUCUGCAGUGCCUAAAAGAUGAUGAACUGACUGGUCUCCUUCAGAAGCAUGCAGUGAAAGGAAAAUCACCUGGAACACUGCUGAAAGGCAUCUUCAAGGGUUCUCCAUGUUCUGAGGAGGCUGGAGCUCUCAGGAGACUCAAAGUAUACAAAUAUUGUAUUCUAUUGGUGGAAUCGGGGGAUCUUCAUCGAGAAGUAGCAUCUGAGAUCACUGGGCUACUGAUGCUCGAGACUCACAGUUUGCCCGGCUCCUCACUGGUUGAGCUAGCCAAUGGAUUUGUCGAUGUUGUCAGGGAUGGCAGCUUGGUGAAUGGAAAGUCUUUGGAGUUAUUACCCAUUAUCCUCACUGCUCUGGCUACCAAAAAGGAAAACCUGGCUUAUGGAAAAGGGGAGCUAAAUGGCGAAGAAUAUAAGAAGCAGCUGAUUAAUACUCUCUGUUCUAGCAGAUGGGACCAGCAAUUUGUAAUCCAGCUUACUUCUAUGUUCAGGGAUGUCCCUCUAAGUAUAGAAGAGUUGGAAUUUGUGGUAGAAAAGGUCCUGAGGAUGCUCUCCAAGUUGGACCUCCAAGAGAUACCACCUUUGGUCUACCAGCUUCUGUUGCUUUCCUCUAAGGGAAGCAGGACGAAAGUUUUGGAAGGAAUUAUAGCCUUCUUCAGUCAGCUGGAUAAAUCACACAAAGAGGAACAGAGUGGUGAUGAACUAUUGGACCUUGUCACAGUACCUUCUGGUGAACUUCGUCAUGUGGAAGGCACUAUUAUCCUGCAUAUUGUGUUUGCCAUCAAGUUGGACCGGGAACUAGGCAGAGAACUCAUGAAACUUUUAAAGACUGGGCAACAACAAGGAGAUGCCAACAAGACUAUAUGUCCCUUUAGCAUUGCACUCUUACUCUCAGUAGCAAGAAUACAAAGAUUUGAAGAGCAGGUAUUUGACCUUCUGAAAACAUCAAUUCUCAAAAGUUUCAGGGACCUUCAGCUUCUCCAUGGCUCAAAGUUUCUGCAGAGUCUUGUUCCUCAAAAAUGUUGUAUCUCCACCAUGAUCCUAGAAGUGGUUAAGAAUAGUGUUCACAGCUGGGAUCAUGUAACCCAGGGUCUGGUAGAACUUGGUUUCAUUCUGAUGGACUCAUAUGGACCAAAAAAGAUCAUUGGAGGAAAAGUUACUGAAGCCAGCUUUGCUCCUUCUAAAACACCAUCUCAACAAGCAUGCAGACUAGGAGCUAAUAUUCUUUUAGAAACUUUUAAGAUCCAUGAGAUGAUAAGAAAAGAGAUUGUCGAGCAGGUCCUCAACAGGGUUGUUUCCAAGGCAUCCUCUCCCAUCAGUCAUUUUUUAGAUCUGCUAUCAAGUAUCAUCAUAUAUGCACCCUUGGUUCUUCAGAGUUGUUCUUCAAAAGUCACUGAAGCCUUUGACUAUUUGUCCUUUCUGCCCCUUCACACUGUGCAAGGAUUGCUCAAGGCAGUGCAGCCCCUUUUAAAAGUGAGCAUGUCGAUGAGAGAUUCCUUAAUACUUGUCCUCCGAAAAGCCAUGUUUGCCAAUCAGCUUAAUGCCCGAAAAUCUGCUGUGGCUGGGUUUUUGCUCUUAUUGAAGAAUUUUAAGGUUCUGGGCAGCUUGUCUUCAUCUCAGUGCAGUCAAAGUAUUGGUGCCACUCAGGUCCACGUGGAUGUUCAUAGCCGUUACAAUGCAGUUGCCAAUGAGGCUUUUUGUCUGGAGAUCUUAGAUAGCCUGAGAAGAUGCUUAGGUCAACAGGCUGAUGUUCGUCUCAUGCUUUAUGAGGGUUUUUAUGAUGUCCUUCGAAGGAAUUCUCAACUGGCUAAUACAGUAAUGCAUACUCUGCUCACUCAGCAGUUGAAACAGUAUUAUGAACCAAAACAUGACCUGCUACCUCCAUUGAAACUAGAAGCCUGUAUUCUAGCCCAGAGAGAUCAAAUCUUCCUUCAGGAACCACUGGCUCACCUGUUGUGCUGUAUCCAGCACUGUUUGGCAUGGUAUCGGAAUAAAGCAAUGCCCUUGCAGGAGGAAGAAGAGGAGGAAGAAGAGGAAGGAUUCCAGCAAGACUUAGAAGACAUGAUGGAGUCAAUUACCAAUCGAAUGAUCAAGAGUGAGCUAGAGGACUUUGAACUGGAUAAAUCAGCAGAUUUCUCUCAGGCCACUAGUGUUGGUAUCAAGAAUAAUAUCUAUGCUCUCCUAGUGAUGGGAGUGUGUGAGGUCCUAAUAGAAUAUAAUUUCAAUAUAGGCAAUUUCAGUAAAAAUAAGUUUGAGGAGAUUCUAAGCCUUUUUAAGUGUUAUAGCAGACUGUCUGAUAUCCUUAAGGAGAAAGCUGGGAAGGGCAAGUCUACAAUGGCUAACAAAACAGUUCGAAGUUUCCUGUCCAUGAAAUUUGUGUCUACUCUGCUUGUGGCUCUAUUCAGAGAUAGUUCCCAAAGCCAUGAAGAAAGUUUAUCUGUCCUGCGGUCCAAUAAUGAGUUCAUGCGAUAUGCUGUGAGUGUUGCCCUCCAGAAAGUGCAGCAACUAGAAGAGACAGGACAAGUGGAUGGUCCUGAUGGUCAGAAUAUGGACAGGAUAUUCCAGAACCUCUGUGAAAUCACUCGGGUCCUGCUGUGGAGGUAUACUUCAAUUCCCACUGCCGUUGAGGAGUCAGGAAAGAAGGAGAAGGGCAAGACCAUUUCUCUCCUGUGCUUAGAGGGCUUGCAGAAGAUCUUCCACACAGUCCAACAGUUCUUUCCUUCCAAGAUCCAUCAGUUCCUUCAGGCUCUCGAUAUUACCAACGAGGAUGAAGGAGAGGAAGAUAUUAAUAUUACCCAGAGAGCAACUUUCCAGAUUAGGCAGUUUCAGAGAUCUCUAGUGAACUUGCUCAGCAGCCAGGAUGAUGACUUCAAUAGUAAGGAGGCUCUCCUAUUAGUGACUAUUCUUUCCAGUUUGUCCAAGCUAUUGGAUCCUUCCUCACCUCAGCUUAUUCAGAUGCUCUCCUGGACCAUCAAGAUGUGCAAGGAAAACAGUCUGGAAGAUGCCUCAUUUUGCAAGGGCCUAAUGAGCCUUCUCUUCAGCCUCCAUGUUUUGUGCAAGAGUCCUGUUAGCCUGCUUCGUGAUCUGUCUCAAGAUAUCCAUGGACAGCUCGGAGACCUUGACCAGGAUAUAGAGGUAGAAAAACCAAACCACUUUGCGAUGGUGAAUCUAAGAACAGCAGCGCCCACUGUUUGUUUACAGGUUCUCAGUCAGGCUGAAAAGGUCUUAGAAGAAGUCGACUGGCUGAUCACCAAGCUUAAAGGGCAUGUUGGCCGAGAGUCUCUGGCAGAGGAGGCUUCUCAGGAAGGGUCGCCACAACAGGCCCUGGAGAAGGCAGCCAUACUACAGCUGGGGACCCUGCUCACAGCCUUCCACGAGCUGGUGCAGACGGCACUGCCCUCAGGCAGCUGUGUGGAUGGUCUGCUCAGGAACCUCAGCAGAGUCUACACCAUCCUUACAGCUCUUGUGAAAUACUAUCUCCAGGUUUGCCGGAGUUCCGGAGGAAUUCCUAACCGCAUGGAAAAACUGGUUAAGCUCUCAGGCUCCCACCUGACGCCCCAGUGCUAUGCCUUCAUCUCUUAUGUGCAGAACAUCCAGAAUGAAAGCCUAAGCUUUGCAGGAGAGAAGAAGAAGGAGAAAAUUGCUGCUGUUUCCACAGCCAUGGCUAGGGUUCUUCGGGAGACCAAGCCCAUUCCUAACCUAAUCUUUGCCAUUGAACAAUAUGAGAAAUUUCUUAUCCACCUUUCUAAGAAGUCUAAGGUGAACUUAAUGCAGUACAUGAAGCUCAGCACCUCCAGAGACUUCAGAAUCAAUGGGGACAUCUUGGACACAGCUCUCCAGGAGCAAGAAAUUGAUGCUGAGAAUGAAGGAGUGGCCGAUCAGACUGCUGCAUCUGAGCCGAGAAAAGACAGUCAAGAGCCAGCCAAGAAGAAGAGGAAAAAAAAAUGAAAUCCCUGAGGCUACCGUGUGACUUCUGAUCGCUCUAGGACCUAUAAUGCCUUAUUCCUUUUUGGCCUUCAGACUGUGGCCACAGCACUGUGGUUCUGAACCCACCAAAAUGAACUCUACUCUUCUUGGCAUAAUGGAAUGCCUUAUAUAGCAGCACAUAAAUAUUUAUCUAUAAUAAAUAAUUUCUUUUUUUUUCCUCCUUCUUUUGGACAAAUGACUAACACAAGCCCUGUUUCAGACAGGGAGAAGGUAGGUAGGAACCUUCAUCAGUGUUAAUGUUCCACAGGAACAAAUGAGAUGCCUUCAGGUCAUGGCAUGUUCCAGGCUUAGCUUCUUUUCUCCAAGGAGCCUUUGGUGAGUUUAAUUAUUUGAUAAAUAUCCAGUGCUUCACCUAAAAGACAAUUACAGUUAGUUAGAGGGACUUGUCUUGUGACUCAGGAAUGAUUAAAAAUAGGACAGCAGAGUGGCUAAGAAUGUUAGUUCCCCAAAACAGCAAGGUUCUAUCCAAAUAUGGUUUCAUUUGGCAGAAUGAAUCAUAUUUCAUUUUUUUUAAUUAUUUUUUUUAUUGAAAAAACCUCCUAAACUUAAUUCAGCUGUAAUAUCUGCAUUCUUUAGGUAGAAAUGGGAGGACACCAUGCACUCACCUUGGGGGAUCCCAUAUCUCCUUUCUAGUCCAGUUGGGUUGGAAGGCGUCUUACAAUCCAUCGUCACUUCCUUCCUCAAGCAUCGGUCAAUAUCAACUGCACUGAAAAACGCCACAGACUGGGGCAGAUCAUUCAGACCUAGUUUAUAGGCAAACAUGCAUCUGAAAGAGACCAAAUAUUCUUUUAAGUGGACAAUCCCCCAAGUCAAAGACUGACAGAAACCAUCACACCUCUCUAUUUUGCUCUCAAGCCAUUAGAUGUAUGGUUUUCCACAGAAUCCUAAUACCAGCCAUCCAAAGGGCAAUAGGUUCCCCUAAACCUAAACUCCACUGAGUUAACCAAAUUUAGCUUUUUUAAAGAAGGGUGAAAAAACAAGUACCUCAACAUGAAUGAGCAAUAUAGUUUAAUAAUUGUCAUAUUCCUCUAAUUUAACCUAAUCAAUAUCAAAAACUCACAUGAAAGAACAAUUUUCUUUUUAAAAAAUCAGUCAUCAAAACACUGAGACCAGCAAAGUUCCAGAGUUAUGUACCAGUAUGUAAAUAAACUGAUUUUGCUCAGA